AAAAACCAUGCGUCCCGUUUCCCAAAACCCUCAUCUCGUUUCCCCCAAACUCCAUCUUCUCCACCGCGCCAUCCACACUCCCAACCCACCGUCACCGCCGCUCGCCGGACUCUCCUCUCUCGCCACCACCAUCUCCGACCUCGUCCUCUCCCACCCUUCCAACGAUCCACAAACCCUAGCCAAAUCCCUAUCCUCUCACCUCCCCUCCUCCUCCCCUUCCUCCAUCCCCGAUCUCGUCCUCAAGCUCCUCUGGAACCACGCCCCCCGAGCUCUCCUCUUCUUCAACGCCCUUCUCCUCCUUUCCCCCCACCCUCCUCCCUCUUCCACCCUCACCCUCGCCACCGACCUCGCCGCCCGCCUCCAUGACCACAGUACUCUCCACCGUCUCAUCUCCCUCCGCCCUCCCUCACCCCGCGCCUUCUCCUGCCUCUUCGAGCGCUACGCCGCUCACGGCAAGCCCGAUCGCGCCAUCCGCCUCUUCCUCUCCAUGCGCCAUCGCCAUGGCUGCUCCCAAUCCCUCCCCGCCUUCAACUCCCUCCUUGACGCCCUCUGCAAGUCUCGCCGCGUCGCCAAAGCCUCCUCCCUCGUUAAAUCCCUAAGAUCCCACUUCCACCCCGACGUCAUCACCUACAAUAUCCUCGCCGAUGGCUGGUGCCGCAUGAAAAACACCUCCAAAGCUUUAGAAACCCUAAAAGAGAUGAUCGAUUCCGGCAUCCAACCCACGAUCAACAGCUACAACAUCAUCCUCAAGGGUUUCUUCCGAUCGGGGCAGAUCAAGCACGGCUGGAACUUCUUCAUUGAGAUGAAAAGGCGGAGGAAUUGCCGGCCGGAUGUCGUCUCGCACACCACCGUGGUGCACGGGCUUGGCAUCGCCGGAGAUAUCGAUAAAGCCCGGAAGGUGUUCGACGAAAUGCUCGGUGAGGGGUGCUUGCCUUCGGUAGCUACUUAUAAUGCUUUAGUUCAAGUGAUUUGCAAGAAAGGCAAAGUUGAAGAUGCAUUGAAAGUGUUUGAUGGAAUGCUUGCAAAGGGUUAUGUGCCGAAUUCGAUCACUUAUAACUUGGUGAUCAGAGGGUUGUGCCAUGCCGGUGAGACGGCGCGGGCAAUGGAGUUCUUGAAUCGGGUCGAGGAGGAGGAUGAUCGGCGAACGAAUGUGCAGAGUUAUAACAUUGUUGUUCGAUAUUUGAUGGAGGAUGGGGAGAUGGAGAAGGGAUUGGAGGUGUUUGAGAGGAUGAAGAGGAAAGGCCGGUGUUUGCCGAACCUUGAUACGUAUAAUGUGAUUAUCAGUGGGAUGUUUAAGAGGAAGCGGCCGGAGGAUGUUGUCGUGGCGGGGAAGAUGGUGGUGGAGAUGGUUGAAAGAGGGUUUUUGCCGAGGAGGUUCAUGUUUAAUAAAGUUUUGAAUGGUUUGUUGAUGACUGGGAAACCAGAGGUUUGCUAGAGAACUUCUGAGAUUGCAAGAAAG
This is a messenger RNA of Dioscorea cayenensis subsp. rotundata (Guinea yam), 1459 nucleotides long. RefSeq names its product pentatricopeptide repeat-containing protein At1g74900, mitochondrial-like. The record is from RefSeq and is a predicted model, not a curated record. The coding region runs from base 8 to 1435 and encodes 475 amino acids. The transcript has a single exon. Lineage: Eukaryota; Viridiplantae; Streptophyta; Magnoliopsida; Dioscoreales; Dioscoreaceae. Gene Ontology annotation, molecular function: protein binding.